UCCAGUGUCAGUGGAUGUAGGUUGGGUUAGCGAGCUAACGUGGCUAACUAUGACAGAAAAGGGACAGGAUGAAGGUGCGGCUAGCGUACUGUUUUAAAGCUGUAGUGGCGGAUGAUCAUCUGGCCCAGCUGCCACGUAACCUGCUAGGUCGUUAAUGGGGCUUGUCUAACCUUAGCAGCCUAGCCAGUUACAACCUGUGGAUCCACUAUGGCAGAUGAUGAUUUCUCCACUGCUGAUGCUGGGGCCUCUACAACAUACCCAAUGCAGUGCUCUGCACUGAGGAAGAAUGGCUAUGUCAUGCUGAAAGGACGUCCCUGUAAGAUAGUUGACAUGUCUACCUCCAAGACUGGCAAGCAUGGACAUGCAAAGGUUCACCUUACUGGACUUGACAUCUUUACUCAGAAAAAGUAUGAAGAUAUCUGCCCGUCUACCCACAACAUGGAUGUUCCAAAUAUAACAAGGAAAGACUAUCAGGUAAUUGAUGUGGCUGAUGGUUUCUUGGCUCUGAUGGAUGACAACGGAGAAACCAGAGAGGACCUUAAAUUGCCAGACAAUGACCUGGGAAAAGAGAUUGAGAGGAGGUUCACUAAUGGGGACCAGUUUAUGGUCUCUGUGUUAAAAGCUAUAGAUGAAGAGCAUGUAGUGGGCACUAAGACCAUGACUUCCUAAUAAGUCAAGGACAACGCUGUAGACCUCACAAUCCUAUCCUCCAUUAUGGUUUUGGAGCCUCACCAAAGCUACUGGCCUUCGCCCCACACCGCCACCAGAUUUGCUGCUGUCAGCUAAAAUCCAGAAACUGGACGUGGUCAGCUUCUUCUCUAUCUAAAGCUCAGACGUGACUGGCAUUCUCUCUAAACAGUCAUCUUCCCCUUGCCAUCACAGCAUAACUUUGCAGUGGGUGCUGAUAUUAUUCCAGUAUUUCCUACAAAUAUUUCAGCACUCCAUAACAUUCCUGUUUGAGUACACGUUAUGUGUAUUUGCUUUUAAAUUACGUUUUAUUUUUAAAAAAGUUAAACAUUUUCAGAUGCCUGUAAACAUGCUGUAUGUUUACAGGGUAGAUGCUGUACCUGAUUUAUUCUCUUUGAUGUUUCCCGUAAAAUAAUUCAAAUUCAGGUGGCUGAUAUUUGCUCCAGCUAUAAUCAUUGCACAGUUAAGAGACCCUAAAGCAUUAACGUUAUUAGUAGCUUGACUAUAUCUGCCUGCCUUUACAAGUGACGCACAGUCAUCUGCAUGCGCAUUCAUGACUAGUAUACUCAUGCCUUAGCAGCUAUGAAUUUAUGUAAAUGAGAAUUUUACUUACUCAUGGCAGGAUUUCUACAGCUCAUAGCCAGGACUCAAGAUGGACCUUUUUUUUUUUUUUUUUUUUUGCAGUCUCAGCUGUUAUGAAGCUGAACAGGCCAUAAUGGGGUGGUUGGGUGGGGCCAUAUUCUCCUCUAUGCUAUAAAACUUUCCUUUCACUUGAGGCCUUUACAAGCUGUCAGAUGUAUAGAAACUGAUUUUAAAAGAACAAAACACUUAAACAUGUGCUAUUUAGUCUUAAACUCUUUUUAUUUUAAUUGCAACAGUUUAGUCUGUAUUGACAAGUACGUUUCGCAUUCUCAGAAUGCUACUGAUAUCAUUUUUCUUUUUUUUUUUUUUUUUUUUUUUUUUUGGCAGAAAUUGUCAAAAUAUUGUAUGAUGUAGCAAAAUCUGUGGAGGUUAUACUUUGAGUUAUCCAAUUCUUGUUGUGACAUUCAUGACGAGCAGAAAUUAGAAAAGUGGGAAAAUGAUAGUUACAGAGUAGUUGAGUAAGCAGGUCUAUUUUCUAGUCUAAAACUCCUCACAAGGAGUUUUAUUACAUAUUGCUUAGGUUAAUUACUUCUCCAUUCACAAACUGUUCCUAGGAGACAUCAGGUAAUGGCAGGAAAUCAGAAUGUGUUUACAUGCACUGCAUCAAUGUUGCUGGAGAACCUGCAUUUAUAUGCUGGUAUUGUUGGUUUUCUCCCCUACCUCCUAAUGGAAAAUUAAAACUGAAUGUAGUGUUUUGAGAGUAUUAGCAUUGCUAACUAAAUUUAAAGCAUUGCAGUCAGUUUUUUCUUUUUUCUUGUUUUGUUUUUUGAGCUGAGCAUUUGGAUACUGUUUCAAGAGUGUACAAAAACCCUCCUGUUUAGCUUGUGUAAAUGAAUUAAUCAGACUGGUUAGAGGUUUUAGUCUGCCUUUUGGUUACAAGUGUCCACGUGUAUACAUUCUAACACUAGCUAUUCAUUUUUAGUCAUGAAUCUUUGUUGUUGUACAAACCCUGUUCAAACCUCAGUUAAGCAAAUGCAUUUAAAACUGUAGCUUUCUGUAGCCGAAGUCCCCCAGUCCCUUACACCAUGUAUAGAAAAUGUUUACAUGAUGGUUAUGACGUUAGGUCAUUGCUAAAAAUCUACAACAACCAGACUUCUUACAUUUAUGUGAACACAGGUUGUAAUAAACAUUGGAAGAUAUUCUUUUUCCUUUGCACAACAACAGCUGCUCUGUAAUGUUAUUAUUUUAUUAUUGUUUUGUGUUUUUGUUGCUUGGACUUGAAUCCAAGCUUAAUAUUUCUUUACAUCUGUCAGGACACUAAAGCAGCAAAUUGUGUGUUUUGUAAUAAUUGUAUUCAUACUGUACCUAUUCAGUGUGCAACCUGGUCUUCUAAAAACCUUUGUUCCCUUACAGCUAAACUGCAAUGGACAACUUAAAAUUUCUCCAACAGGACACUGUGCAGUUUUGCAAGAUGUUAAAAGUUGGCAUAAGGAGUUAGGCUGGCAAGCGGGAAAAUUAUAUCCAGGAGUUAGUCAGUGAAACCAAGGUCUUUCCACUUAGUUACCUAUUAAGAUUUGUUGUUAUUCAGUGGUUGGUUGUAGGUGCAAAUAUUACUUGGUUUUGUUUACAAAAAAGAGAUGUUUUGCUUUACAACUGAUUUUGAUUGAUGGUCUGAAAAUGAAAAGAUAUUAUUUUCAAAGGCUUUACAAAAUGCAACUGCAAAUUAAUUUUACUUGUAUGGGAACAUAAUUUCAGGAGCCAAAACCAUAUUGUGUGAUGCUUUGGCAGAGUUUUAUGCCAGAUUCCCUUUCUGACACAACCCCAAAGGGAUUUGUCUCUCCUCGUGGAGCUUUGGCAUUAUAACAGUGGCUUCCAACUACUUUUUUUUUUUUUUGUGUGUGUGAUCUGAAACAAAGUAACAGCAGUACCCUGGAAUGCAAAAAGCAAAGGCUACUGCCUUAAGACCUUACUAAAUAGACUAAUGGUACAUUUCAUAGUGAGAAGUAACUACUUCGUGGAGGUGAAAGAACUAGCAGAUGAAAGCUCAAAAAGCAGGGGGAGCCUGUGCAAUGAAGUUAUUAGGCAGACUUUGACAAACAAGGGCACAUGCUCAACAGCUUGAAGCCCCUGCUUGCCUUCUCAAGCACACAAAUCUUCUCACAGCUAAAGCCUGCAGAACCUUAACCUGAUUUUUACUCUACUUUAAAAGCAAUAAACUAAAAAAAAUGUGGUGAAAAUGUAACCUGUCCAUUACAAACCACAGUAAACAUUCUUUUGCAGAAAUAAAACUAUAAAUGUUAAACUAGAAUACACCGUAGUAUCGUGCUGCUUCUUUUUUCUUUUCAUUUUUUGGGGGGUUAAAUUGUCAUUGCACGUAUGAAGAGAUGGCUACACUGCAAUCAUGGCCCAAAGAGAAGAUGUGCAUUCCUUAAGCCCCUCUGUUACAUUUGUUUCUAAAGUUGAACCCAGGAUAAUGGACUCCAAACAUCCUACAGCUGAUGAGCUACACAAAUUGGUAUUUCACAUCAUGCCAUUUAUCCUCUGUUUAGCAGUCUUGGAUGUGUCUCUCACAGAGACUUAGGUAGCAGGAUUAAUCCGAUUCUGUUCAAGGAAAUGUUUACGCUGUAUAUGAGAUGGCCCUGUGCUGUGCUUGUAAAUGAGCACUGAUAAGACUGUGUCAUCAGUGAGGAUAAUAAAUGACUUUAAUUAGCA
Messenger RNA from Neolamprologus brichardi, 3981 nucleotides. The record is from RefSeq and is a predicted model, not a curated record. Lineage: Eukaryota; Metazoa; Chordata; Actinopteri; Cichliformes; Cichlidae.